This is a messenger RNA of Miscanthus lutarioriparius, 771 nucleotides long. The record is from the annotation of a GenBank genome assembly. Lineage: Eukaryota; Viridiplantae; Streptophyta; Magnoliopsida; Poales; Poaceae.
AUGGCGACACCUGCCGCGGAGAAGCCGGAAGAUGUAGAGAUCCGCGAGGUUUGGGCGGACAACCUCGAGGCAGAGUUCGCCAUGAUCCGCGACAUCGUCGACGACUAUCCCUAUGUGGCCAUGGACACGGAGUUCCCCGGCGUUGUGUGCCGCCCGCUCGGCACUUACAAGACGGCGGCCGAGUUCAACUACGCCACCCUAAAGGCCAACGUUGACAUGUUGAAGCUUAUUCAGCUCGGGCUCACCUUCUCCAACGAGCAUGGUGGGCUGCCGGCGCUCGGCCCAGACGGCCGACCCUGCGUGUGGCAGUUCAACUUUCGAGGCUUUGACCCUCGGACCGAUGUGGCUGCAUCAGACUCCAUCGAUCUGCUGCGUCGUAGUGGUAUUGACUUCUCUCGCCAUGCUGCUGACGGAGCUGACGCUCGCCGUGGCUACGACUUUGGCUACCUGCUCAAGCUACUCACCGGCACAAAUCUGCCUGAUACAAUGUCAGGAUUCUUCGAUCUCAUCAAGAUUUACUUUCCUGUUAUCUACGACAUCAAACACUUGAUGAGGUUCUGCAAUAGCCUCCAUGGAGGUUUGAACAAGCUUGCUGAGCUGCUUGACGUCGCAAGGGUUGGAAUCUGCCACCAGGCAGGGUCUGAUUCGCUUCUGACAGCGCUGUCCUUCAAGAAGCUUAAAGAGGCAUACUUCAACGGGUUAACUGAGAAAUAUGCCGGUGUGUUGUAUGGGCUUGGCUUUGAGGGUGGAGAGACCACCUCUGCUCACUGA